Triticum dicoccoides is the source of this 1302-nucleotide messenger RNA. RefSeq lists its product as uncharacterized. Bases 1 to 1242 code for a protein of 413 amino acids. Lineage: Eukaryota; Viridiplantae; Streptophyta; Magnoliopsida; Poales; Poaceae. The transcript is spliced from 2 exons. The record is from RefSeq and is a predicted model, not a curated record.
AUGGAGGCGCAGCCGCGGGAGAUCGGCGCGCAUCCUUCUUCCUCGGCGCCGGCGGCCGCUGAGUCCUCGUCCUCGGAGAGCUCUGCCAUGCGAAUAAGGGCUAAGAGAACCUGCCAUGCCCCUGCCUCCUCCGUCUUGGCCACAUCCGGGCCACGAGGAUGGGCAGAGCUCCAGGAAGAUCUGCUUCAAUGCGUAGUUGCUCUCCUCGGCUCCUCCCGCGACCUCCUCGCCUUCGGUGCCACCUGUCGUCCUUGGCGUGAUCUGUUCUCAGCGCACACGUCCUCUUUGCAGCCUCUCCUCCUCUACCCAAGUACCGACAGGCAACAAUCUCCGUGUACUUGGAAAUUGGCUGAUCCUGCUGCCACCCCAUCCUAUCCCAGUUUGCUUUCCUUGAGUGACCUCAGAGGCAUGCUCUUUCUUUGCUGCUCCUACGGUCACCUCAUCUUCUGCGACCGCGACCGGUUCUGCAUUGUUAAUGCGUUCAGUGGCGCUAAGGUUGUGCCUCCUUGCCUCAAGUCAGAUCACUUCACUCGCAUUAGCUUUGCCACCUUGACUGCCCCGGUUGCAUCUACUGACUCACAUCUCCUUGUCGGCAGUGGAGCCUAUCUGUUCCAGUGGCGCAUCGGGGGCGACUCUUGGUUGGAACACUAUUCUAAAGUUCUUUUUCUUAAGAGUGAACAAAUUGUGGCACGGAAGGGGAAAACAUACGCCCUAGGGUCUUUCGGGUCCUUCUGCAUCAUACAAUUAUCACCCAGGCUCUUAAUUCAGAAAUUUGAAGUUGUACUUGAGAAAGAUAGAACCGAAGAUCACUAUUGGACAAAUCAAAAAACAUGGCUUGUGGUGUGUGGUGUUGCGCUUCUCUUGAUCAAACUUGAGGCAGGAGGAAAGAUAUCCUCGGACGCCAUCCAGUUCAUGGCCUUCAAGCUAGAGUCAUUGGACGCCAUGACCAAGAAGGCAACAUGGGUGAAGGUGUACAGGCUGGAUCACUGGGCCAUCUUUGUCAGCCCUGACAUGCGAUGUGAGGCAUUGCCAUGCAUGAACCCGGAGAGAUGGGGAGGGAGGAGUAACCACAUAUACUUCCCAAGUUACCAGUCUGAAAAACCUUGGGCUGCAGUCCAACUAUGGCAACAAUGUAACGACUAUUGGACACGUUUGCAGCUCAGGAACACCGGAAGCUGGGACCGCAGAUUGGAGUCAACCUGGGUCGUUCCCAGCACGUUUCCUCGCUCUGGUCAGCGAUGAUCUUAGGGGCAAUCGUGCGUGCAGCUGGUGAUUGGCUUCUGAUAUAACUUACGUGGGAGA